AUGGAGGUGUCGGCGGCCGGCCGGGCGGCGGCGGGCUGGAGCCUCACCCUCCAGUCCCCGUUCUUCAUGCGAUUUACAUCUAGUUCAGCUGUCCUAAAGACUCUGAAGGAGAAAGGUUUGGACCGAUCACCACAUACCAAACUUGUGAUGGAGCUGAAACAAGUGAUCAGUAAUUCAAGGGAGCUUGUUCUCAUGAAAGCUGGCCUGAAAACACCGAUGAUGGAAAACAAGAAGCGCCGGCUGAUGAGCGACAAUGAAGAGCAACACAGUUACAAAAGGGCAGCUAGGUCAAGUUUGGAUAGUAGCACCUCCGUAGCAGCACCGGGCAGCGUGAGCGUAUCCUGUCCGGGCGCCCUGAGUGAACUCAGCGAUCAAGUAGUUUCAAGAUUGCGUAGAAGUGUUGUGUCGCUUGCUUCAUUCGAUGGUGAUACCAAGUUACGUGAAUGCACAGGCAUAUGCAUUGAAACCUCAUGUUCGGAUUCUGAAGCUACAGUCCUGACAGCGAGACGGCUGAUUCCACAUACUCGGCGAGCUGCAAGCUUGACGAUUAAAGUGCGUCUUCCAAAUGAUCGGAUUGUCACUGGACGGAUAGAGGAUUGUAGGAUAGAUGCUGAUUUUUUCAUUGUCAACAUCAAGAACUUGUCUGGAGUUGAUGCCGCAAGUCUUGAUCAUGGCAUGCAGUUUGAGCCUCAUACAAAGGUAGCAGCUGUAUGGCGCUGUUUCAGUUCAGGAGUUUUAAUGGCCACAAGCGGACUAAAUCUUGCCCCUCCAAGCCCUCUAACCCGUGAGACAAUCCUAAGCACGUGCCGGAUCCGCAAGGCGGGGAUUGGAGGCCCCCUUGUUGAUUUUAAUGGGAACUUUGUUGGGAUGAACUCCCAUACCAAAAUGGAAAAGACUACCCACUUGCGAAGGGAACGAAUUCUUCGAUCCUUGGCGCGUCACGGGUUGGCCAGUGUUAGAGUUAAGGAAGGGGUUGAUGAUUCUACGUUGCGAUGCAGUGUUAGAGUUAAGGAAGGGGUUGAUGAUGCUACAAGUCUUGAUCGUGUCAUGCAGUUUGAGCCUUAUAGGAAGGUAGCAGCUAUAUGGCGCUACUUUGAUUCGGGAAAAUUAAAGACCACAGGCGGAGUAGAUCUUGCCUCUGUAUGUGCUCAUACCGAUGAGAAAAUGCUAAGCACAUGCCAAAUCCACGAGGUGGGGAUUGGAGGUCCCCUAGUUGAUUUUGAUGGCAACUUUGUUGGAAUGAACUGCUCUGGUACAGAACAAAGAAAGACCCCCUACGUACGAAGGCCUUCAAUUCGUACAUUCAUGUGGUUUCGCGGGAUGGUCAGUGUUAAGGAAGAUGUUGAGGAUGCUGUAAGAGAAAGAAUUGAAAGUCGUUAUGGAGGAUCAUGUUUCCUCAUGCCAGGACGCGGGCAAUACAUUAAUCGUCUCGAUGCUACAUUCAAGAAGGAUAUCCUGAGGAAACCAUUCAAAUGUGCUGGUUUAGAAAUGGAUCGAAGUGCCUACUCACUUGCUUCAGAAUCAAGCAAACGUCUCGCUUCAGAAAUGAAUCAAAGUGUUGUCUCACUUGCUUCAUUCAAUGGAUUUGCAAAAAAGUUUUCUUGCACAGGUAUAUUUAUCAAGGAGAAAGCAUGCUCUGCAACAAUUCUGACUUCAGCAAGUUUGGUUAGAGUUCCUGGCAGUGCACACAUGAUUGAUGAUAACUUGAGGAUUGAAGUUUGCCUUCCAGAUGGAUUUCGAGUUGUUGGGAUAUUGAAGUGUUAUAAUUUACACUACAAUGUUGCUCUUGUUGAGAUCAUGGGAUUCUGGCGUCCUCGGACAAUAAAAAUAAGUGGCAAUCCAGUUACCUCGUCCAUGGACGUAAUAUCUGUGGGUAGUCUUUUUGCGCAUCGCAGACUAAUGGCUGUCGAGGGCAAGGUGCUGAUUGGCAAACAAAGCGAACUUGAUUGCCAAGAACUCUGCGUCUCCACCUGUAAAAUCAGCAAGGCUGGGAUUGGGGGGCCUCUUAUUGACACUGAUGGAAAUUUUGUUGGAAUUAACUUUUAUGAUGAGGAAGAAACUCCGUUUUUGCCGAGGGAUGUUAUUCGCCGCCUCUUAAAUAACAAAUGGAGUAGCGCAGAUGAUAGUAUUAUUGAGGGUGUUGAAAACAGAUGGUUGUUGCCUGGCUGGACACACAGAAAUGCUGAUACUAUUGCAGCGGUUGACGGAAACAAAUGGCCGUUGCCUGAGCCACGUCGUCUCUUUUGUGAUGAACUCGUGCCCCACCGUUCGCAUCUUCGCAAACGAACCUAUCAGCACCACCGCCUAGAUCUCCCCGCACGGCCGCCGCCCAAGCAACAAAUCACCUGCGUGCAGGCCGAGCUGCCGAGUGAUGGAAUUGUGCGGCCGCUGCCCAAGCAAGAAAUCACCUAG
This is a messenger RNA of Lolium rigidum, 2412 nucleotides long. RefSeq lists its product as uncharacterized. NCBI's taxonomy places the organism in Eukaryota, Viridiplantae, Streptophyta, Magnoliopsida, Poales, Poaceae. The transcript is spliced from 18 exons. The record is from RefSeq and is a predicted model, not a curated record. The coding region runs from base 1 to 2412 and encodes 803 amino acids.